Molecule: messenger RNA, 2091 nt
Organism: Anolis carolinensis (green anole)
Lineage: Eukaryota; Metazoa; Chordata; Lepidosauria; Squamata; Anolidae
Gene: c1qb
Product: complement C1q B chain
Exons: 3
Coding region: 241-993 (250 amino acids)
Molecular function (GO): protein binding
Source: RefSeq, a predicted model, not a curated record
AGCUGCACAAAGUGCGGAUGUGAAACCACACGAAAAGAUGGAAGAAAAGGGAAGUGUCGAUCCAUUUCGCUGUGGUUUGUAGCAUGGAGGGGGAGGCUGUGAUUGCCCAACGCACUUUGUGUGAGUGUGUGUUUGGUGUGUCGUCCGUAUAGGCCACGCAGUUGUGUCCCGGUCUCCGCAGUGCUUUCGUCCGACCGUCAACCUUCCCGUUCUCCCGUUCUCCACCUCCACCCUCCCAGGAUGCGGAGUGCUGAGAAGGUGGUCAUCUGGGCCGUACUGGUUUGCCUCCCCGCCUGCAAGAUGGCUGGGGCUUCCACUUGCCAGGGCCCGACCCUGAUCCCGGGGAUCCCCGGCAUGCCGGGAGCUCCGGGUCCCAACGGCCGCGACGGAGGAGACGGGACCAAAGGGGAACGAGGUCCACCAGGGACAGUCGACGACUACAGAGAUGUCGGAGAACCAGGAGAACCGGGCGAGCCGGGCUAUCCGGGGAAAGUAGGACCCCGAGGAAAUGCGGGGUCCAAGGGUCCGCCUGGUCCGGCCGGUCCGCGUGGGCCGAAGGGCGAUUCCGGGGACUCCAAGACCUCCCUCAAGUCAGCCUUCUCGGCCGCACGAGGCAUCACCAUAUCACCACGGCGGGGGCAGCCGGUCCGCUUCGACCGGCUCCUCACCAACGUCAACGGGAACUACGAGACGCGCUACGGCCGCUUCAAGUGCGAGAUCCCGGGCCUCUACUACUUCACGUACCACGUCAGCUCCCGCGGGAACCUCUGCCUCCAGCUGAAGAAAGGCCGCGGCAACGAGCGGGGGGAGCGGGUGGUGGCCUUCUGCGACUUUGUCUACAACUCCUUCCAGGUCACCACCGGCGGCGUGGUCCUCCGCAUGGCCCGGGAGGAGUCGGUCUGGCUGGAGCCGACGGAGAAGAACUCCCUCGUCGGGGGCACCGAGGGGGCCGACAGCAUCUUCUCGGGGUUCCUGCUCUUCCCAGAUAGCUAAGGCUUCUCACCGAUCGUUGUGCUCAUCUACACUAUGUAACAAAAAUUGAAAAAAUAUGUCCUGUUCCUGGUCUAUAACUGUCAUCCCUGUUUGAUUGUGCCGUACUUACUUCGAAAGUUCUACUCCAGAAAGUAUGUUGAGUUGGUUGAGACCCCACGGAGACUCCGAGGGCUCUGUGGUGACCCCGAGGGCUCUUCGGGGACUCCGAGGGCUCAGUGGGACCCCAAAGGCUCCGUGGUGACCCCGAGGGCUCAGUGGAUACUCCGAGGGCUCAGCGGGGACCCCGAAGGUUCUGCAAGGACCCCGAGGGCUCAGCGGAUAUUCCGAGGGUUCCGCGGGGACUCCGGGGGCACAGCGGAUACUCAGAGGUCUCCGCGGGGACCCCAAGGGCUCAGUGGGGACCCCGAGUGCUCUGUGGGGACCCUGAGGGCUCAGCGGAUACUCCGAGUGCUCCGUGGGGACCCUGAGGGCUCAGAGGAUACUUCGAGUGCUCCACGGGGACUCCGAGGGCUCAGUAGAUCCUCUGAGGGCGCAUCGGGGACUCUGGGGGCUCCAUGUGGACCCCAAGGGCUCUGCGAGGACCCCAAAGGCUCUGCAAGGACCCCGGGGGCUCCGCGGAUACUCUGAGGGUUCUGUGGGGACUCCAGGGACUCAGCAGGGACUCCGAGGGCUCAGCGGAUACUCAGAGGACUCCGGGGACUCCACGGGGACCCCGAGGGCUCCGCAGGGACCCUGAAGGCUCUGUGAGGACCCCGAGGGCUCAGCAGAUAGUCCCGAGGGCUCCACGGGGACUCUGGGGACUCCAUGGGGACCCCGAGGAAUCUGCAGGGACCCCGAGGGCUCAGUGGGGACCCUGAGGGCUCAGCGGAUACUCCGAGGGCUCUGCGGGGACUCAGAGGGUUCCGCGGAGCACACUUAGAGUACCGCUGGUGUGUAUUAAUCCAACCAUGUUCCUGAAAAUUUAUCCUAUCCUUGUCUAACCUCAAAGUAGAUCUCUUAGUAUAAUAGCAUUGGAGUCCCACCUGAACUGCCUGUCUGCCUAUUCUCUCAAACCAAUAAAUAUUCUCUCUAAACCAAUAAAUAUACAUUGAAAUGUCA